CCAUUAAAGUCAUUGACUAUAGAUUUUGAGAGACUUUGAAAAAUCCAAAAAACCCUUAUCCCUUCCUUUGCUUCCUUGUUUUUCAUAUCAAUAAUUUGGAAAAAAAAAACAGCAUCCACUUCAUCUUCUUUCAUCUGUUUUUUCAAAACAAGUUCCAUGAUUGACACAAUUGCCACCCAGAUCAGUGAUUGACCCAACUCAGAAAAACCAUCAAGUUUUUGCUUUUCUUUUCAAUUCAUUCUCUUUUUGGAAUUCUUGCUUGUUUUGCAGAUGACCCAGUUGGGAAUUCAAGAUGAUUUUGUGAUUUAAUGUAUGCCCAUUUGAUUAUUGGAUUGGUUUUGGACUUUUGGCUUUAGCUGUGUAAGAUUCCUUUGUCAGUGUGUUGAAUUCUGCCAUGAUGUUUCCUUUUAACCAUUACUUUCAAUCAGAUUAUUCUGUUUAUCUAUUCAUGUAGAUAGACCUAGCUCAUUUAUUCUGUAUUUCUUCAUUCAUAUUCUUAAGCCAGGAAAUUUCAUCAGAACAUUUGAUAACUCUUCAUAGUUUCCUUAAUUGUUUCCUUAAUUAUUUGGUUAACCUUUUCAUAUUUUGUAUGCUAUUUGGGUGUUGAGUGUGAUUGAGAGGACUCAAACUUUUUUUUUUUUGGUAUCAAGUUUUGCAGAAUACUCGAGUAAGAUACUUUGAUUUAAUUCAUUUUAUUCAUGAUUGAAACUCAAAUGAAGUGAUUCAAUGGACUAUUUCUAGGUCUGAGGUAAAACUGAAGCUAUUUGAUUUCUGAAAUUCACGAGUUCCUGAAAUCUGAGUAUGGCUGAGAGCCAAGACCAAUUAGAGAUCAAGUUUCGGUUGAGUGAUGGUUCUGAUAUUGGCCCCAGAAGUUUUGCUCCUGCUACUAGUAUUGCAACACUGAAAGAGAGUAUUCUAGCUCAAUGGCCAAAAGACAAGGAGUAUGGCCCAAGAACUGUAAAAGAUGUGAAGUUAAUUAGUGCUGGAAAAAUAUUGGAGAACAACAGAACGGUGGGGGAAUGCCAGAGCCCAUUGUGUGAUCUACCUGGUGGAGUUACAACAAUGCAUGUUGUUGUGCAACCACCUACUGUGGAGAAAGAUAAGAAAGUGGCAAGCGAUGCUAAGCAAAACAAAUGUGGAUGUAUUAUAUUAUAGGAUACGGAUUGAAUAGAUGUCAUCUUUUUUAGGUGGUUAAGGCUACACUUGUAUUCAUUUUUAACAUGAUCUAUGGUUUUCAGAGAUUUCCUCAUACACAAAUUCUUUGGUUGCAAAAUGGCCUCAUUAAUGCUACAGUUAAAAGAGUUUCUGAGUUGAUGAGGAUUGUGAAGCCAGUUGAUGCAAAAUGGUUUCAGAGUUAAACCUUUUGAAUGUGCUGUAAUACCAUAGCUACUCUUGUAACUCUUGUACAACAGUUAAGGCAAUAGUGGCUUAACUACAUGCAUCACUCUCAUGAAAUGGUGGUAAUGGUUGUGACUCUGCAGUUUAAAUUCCCUUUGCUUUCGUUUAUGUUUAGGAAAAAAUCACAAAAUAUGUACUGU
Molecule: messenger RNA, 1538 nt
Organism: Gastrolobium bilobum
Lineage: Eukaryota; Viridiplantae; Streptophyta; Magnoliopsida; Fabales; Fabaceae
Product: membrane-anchored ubiquitin-fold protein 2-like
Exons: 3
Coding region: 802-1155 (117 amino acids)
Molecular function (GO): protein binding
Source: RefSeq, a predicted model, not a curated record